CAGGAAGUUCAUCAGCAUCCCCACCUCCUGCAUCCACACAAUGCUCACAUGAGGUCCUUGGAGCAACGAAGAUCAUCUUUUAGAGGUUUCUCACCCCGGCACCACCUGAGAGCCACCAUUGAUGAAAUUGCAGAAGCAGGAUUUUAUUUUCUCGGUCCAGGUGACUUAGUAAAAUGUUGGUAUUGUGGAAAUAAAUUAAAAAACUUUGAUGUGGAAGAUGAACCUUGGAUGGAACAUGCAAAGUGGUUUCCACAAUGUGAGUUUCUCCUACAAAAUAAAGGCCAUGCGUUUGUUGCCAACAUACAAACAAGUUACCCACGUAAUGUACACGUGGUUAACUUACCUUCUGUGGAAAGCGGUCCAACAUUUUUACCAUCACCUAUACAGAACCAUGAAACAUUGGCUACUCAACAGCGCCAACUACUGGAAGAAGGAAUGACGCAAGAUUACGUCCAACAAGCCGUGGAAAUAUUUGGUUUGGUGGCGGUAGAGAGAGUCAUGAAAAGAUUGAUUGAAUCAAGUGGAUGUUAUUACCAAACAAGUGAAGGAUUAAUUAACGCUGUACUUGAAAGCAGUGAAACAACAACAACAACAACAACAACAACUAAUACGCAAGAUACAUCCACUCCAACACAGAGUGGGCAUUAUUUCUUUCCUGUGGAUAGCGACGUUAGGAUUCCUGUCCAGCGCACCAACUUCAUUCAACCAUCUAUACCAAUGCAUGGCACUGAUAACAGUGACAACAUUUCUAGCGGACAAAGUAACUCCAACUCACAGUUAUGUUGCAAAGUUUGCUUAAACAGAGAUGCAACUAUUGCUUUUAACCCAUGUGGACACCUAUGUGUGUGCCAAAGCUGUUCCCCACGUUUGAAUGCAUGUCCCAUAUGCAGAAGAUCAAUCCAGCAAAAGAUUCGAAUUUAUUUUCCAUGAAAAUAUUUCUAAAACUUUUUAUUUUGAGUAACAUUAGCUUAACAGCUACACUUUUUAACUGAUAUUUUUCUCUGCUUUUUAUCCAUAGCAUGUUUAAACAACUGUCGUUUAUGCUGUUGAUUCCCUACUAUAUAUACUUAAUGAAAUAUACUUUUAAUUUUUUUGCUAUUUUGUUUUAUAAGUAACUUUUAAAAAGUGAUUUCCGUUUCUUUAUACUGCACUUAUUAUGUUGAACCACUGCAUAAUUAUAAUAGGACUUUGAUUUACAAAUUAUUUUAAUUCAUUGCAAUAAUUACAUAGCUGAUUUGUGUAUGACAUUUUAAUGCUUUAUCUCUUCAAGGUGUUUAAUUAAUAUACAAUUAUACAUAGUGUAAUUCUACAACUUUUGGUUGUUUUAGCUAUUCAGUAUGAAAAAACUUUGUUCAUGUUUUUCCUUUCAUGAUUCUUUAAAUAUGUUUUUUUACAUUUUAAGAGUGUACAAAUUCAAAUACAUUGUCAGAACAG
Messenger RNA from Ciona intestinalis (vase tunicate), 1434 nucleotides. The record is from RefSeq. NCBI's taxonomy places the organism in Eukaryota, Metazoa, Chordata, Ascidiacea, Phlebobranchia, Cionidae.